Molecule: messenger RNA, 1627 nt
Organism: Rhopilema esculentum
Lineage: Eukaryota; Metazoa; Cnidaria; Scyphozoa; Rhizostomeae; Rhizostomatidae
Source: RefSeq, a predicted model, not a curated record
UCACGUGGACAGGAACACUUUCAAUCUAGCAUGUAGGGCUCUUAUCGACACAAUGGUGUCCGGCUAUUGUCACAUAAAACUGUAUAAAUUGAAGCCGUACUAGCAUCACAGUUCAUUUUCGAAUGAGCGCGAGACAAGAAACUUGUGUUUUAAGAGACUUGCGGAGAUUGGACAAUGCUAUUCUACGCUGCCGUUUUAUUCUGGAUUGCUUCAAGCAUCUCCAACAGUGAGCAGUCAAAAACAGUUGGGGUAAGACUGAACGGAAAAAUCUUGGCUGUUGGUACUGACAAUUACCUUUGGAUGAGAAGAGGGACAGCCAAAAGCUUUCAAUGGAUUAGAGUUCCUGGUAGUUGCUGCGUAACGCAGAUUCAUAUCCUAAGCAACGGACAUAUACUUGCAGUUGGAACAAACAGGCAUCUCUACAUAAAGAAGUCUUUAAAUGGAAAAUGGCACCAUGUACCUAGCUCUUGCUGUGUGAAAGAUGUGACAACAUUCAAGACUAAGAUGUGCAGUAGAGAGGUCAUUGUUGGAGUUGGUAUGAAUGGCCGGCUUUAUUCCAAGAAAACUUUGAAUAGUCGCUGGGUAGGACCAUACGCCUAUUCUGGAACAGUGAAGGCAGUGGCAGGGGUAUCAGGUCAAAUCUACGGAAUCGGAAUGAACAAUUAUAUAUACAAGAGACCAGGCCUAAAGGGUCGAUGGAAAAUAAUUCCUGGUUCUUGCUGCGUCAAAGACAUCUUUGUCCGGGAUGAUAUAUAUACGCAUCUGACUUAUGCCGUCGGGACAGACAACAGGCUCUACACAACUGCAUUAAAAGAUGCCAAGAAAGUCAUCUGGAAGUUCCGAGGAAAACACACAUGUUGCAUAAAAUCUGUACAUGUUAAAGAAAGACCAGUUAACGUCAAGGUGUUGGCAGUUAACAACAAAAAUAGACUAGUCUUCAAGGAGUCGCUCAACUCAGGAUGGUACACUGUUUCUGACAUCAAAAAACUAACAAAGAUUGUUGUUCUAAGAAAUGGAAACCUUCUCGGUAUUGGAUUCGAUCGCAAAAUGUAUAUCAAAUCUUCAAUAGACAGCUCCUCUUGGCGUCAAGUCCCUCGUUCGUGUUGCGUGAAGUCGGUAGCACAGCUUCUGGAUGGGCGCAUCAUCGGUGUAGGAAUGAGAAACAAGCUUUGGAUAAAAAUUGGUUUAAAUGGCAGAUGGAUUCCUCUUUCAAGGAGAGGCUCGGUCACCAGUAUUACGGUGGAUAACUACGACAGGAUAAUUGGUAUUGGUAUGAACAGGAGGUUGUAUGUCAAGCGUUGCUUUGACCCAGACUGGAAAGGACCAUUGAAAUAUAGUGGAGGGACAACUGACAUAUCCUUUGGGAAAGAUGGACAUCUUUAUGCGGUUGGCGUGAACAAGAGAAUAUACAGGAAAGUUGGCAAAUCUCUCACAUCUGUCUGGAGACUUCUCUCGCGUCACAACUGUUGUGUUAAAAGCAUUGCUGUCAACUAGUUGCAUUGAUGCAAUGUGUUAAGUGUUGACUGAGUUGUUACUUUAUUUCUACUUGAGCUCAGGAACAAUAUCAACAAUUACUUUUUAUUUAGUUUUGGGUUUUUCUUUUAUAUCAAAAUGCUUUGCAAAAUUA